GCUCGCUUUUCCCUACCACUCCUGCUAUCCACCACGAGUACAGAAGUUUGGCAGUAUCAUUGACAUCCCGGAAAAAGAAAUUCACCAUGGUCAAGACACUUCCCUUUGGCGAAAUCCAAGUCCCCUCGCCGGGCUUCGGCGCAAUGGGUCUGAGCUUUGGCUUGGGCAGUAACCUGAGUUUGGAGGAAGCUGAGCCGGUUCUGUUGAAGGCGAUUGAGCUGGGAUGCACUUUCUGGGACACUGCUGUGGUCUACCAAGCCGGUGUGAACGAAAAGCUGCUAGGUGACUUUAUCAGGAAGCACAAUGUCCGCGAUAAGAUUUUCAUUGCCUCGAAGUGUGGUUUCGAUGUCUUUGUUGAUCGCUCCGUCACCAAUUCUGCCUCCCAUAUCAAGGAGUACAUCGAAGGAACCAUUGAAAGACUAGGCUUCACACCUGAUCUGUACUAUCUGCACCGGAUCGAUCCCAAUACGCCUCUUGAAGAGUCCAUCCCCGCUCUUAAUGAAAUUCGCAAGGCUGGAAAGACCAAGUACAUUGGCCUCUCAGAAUGCUCCGCAAAGACGCUUCGCAGAGCUAAUUCAAUUGCCAAGAUUGACGCCAUCCAGGCAGAGUACUCGGCCUUUGAGACAUUGCAUGAGACAGAUGACCUGAUCAACUCCUGCAAAGAGUUGGGAGUCGCAUAUGUUGCUUAUAGCCCUCUGGGGCAUGGCUGGCUUGUCGAUAACUUUGAUUACCAAUCUCCUGACGACUUUGCGCCGGAUGAUUUCCGGCGGAGUAUCCCAAAAUUCCAGGGUGAGAACUUCUACAAGAACAAGGCGAUUGUUGAAGAGAUCAAGAAACUUGCUUCUCGGAAAGGCUGCACUGUCAGUCAAAUUGCGCUUGCUUGGGUUGCUUCUCAGGGAAUGAUUGCUAUUCCGGGUACAACCAAAGCCACCCGUCUUGAGGAGAACUGGGCAUCUCGGGAUGUUGAGCUAAGUGAAGCGGGGAAGCAGGAAAUGCGCAGGAUUGUUGAUGCUGCUAAGCCACAUGGCAACAGAUAUGCUCCUGCACAGCAAGCUAUGGUGGGUCAUUAAGUAGAGUCGCUUAGAGACUUUCUGGAACACAUACAGACCAGUAGGAUGUUGUUUACCCCUUAUUUAAAUUAAGUGUAUAGUGAUCAGGAUUACAACAGACUCUAGAUUGAUAUUUUUGGUAGCAAAAUGUAACCAUAGAGAGUAGUAGUGUUUACGUUUGACUACAAGCCAAAUGGAC
This is a messenger RNA of Aspergillus ruber CBS 135680, 1248 nucleotides long. Its product is annotated as putative aldo-keto reductase. Gene Ontology annotation, cellular component: cytoplasm. The transcript has 6 exons. Bases 87 to 1070 code for a protein of 327 amino acids. The record is from RefSeq and is a predicted model, not a curated record. NCBI's taxonomy places the organism in Eukaryota, Fungi, Ascomycota, Eurotiomycetes, Eurotiales, Aspergillaceae.